Molecule: messenger RNA, 7952 nt
Organism: Limulus polyphemus (Atlantic horseshoe crab)
Lineage: Eukaryota; Metazoa; Arthropoda; Merostomata; Xiphosura; Limulidae
Exons: 13
Coding region: 294-7511 (2405 amino acids)
Biological process (GO): regulation of synaptic transmission, glutamatergic; G protein-coupled glutamate receptor signaling pathway
Cellular component (GO): membrane
Molecular function (GO): group II metabotropic glutamate receptor activity
Source: RefSeq, a predicted model, not a curated record
AGUUGCGAUGUGAGACACGAGAAACGUGCCAUUGUUGUCGAACUGCAGCAAGCGCUAUUGUAGUCGUGCAUGUUCAACGUAACCAUAAAAUGGAGUGUGUAAAGAACAGCAUAGCCCUUACUAUAUUUUACUGAAUAAAUACAAACUUCUUUAUUGCCCCUUGAGCUUGCUGUUACUGAUCUUAGUCAGAGCUUAAUUUCUUUUGAAUUAAAGUAUUUGCGUAUUCAGGAAUUAUACAAAACCAAUACUCACUGAAAUCAAGAGAUCUGGAAGUUAACAAAGAGAUUUAAGAGAUGUCAUUAUUUUGUUAUGCUUCUCUGAGUGUUUUUGCCCUCCUGUUUAUCCAGUGGUCAGUGAUUGGUCAAAACCCAAUACUUGAAGAAUGCCUCUCACAGAGUAACUAUGUGGAAGUGGCUUCAGAUGCUGAUGUUUUUAUCGGGGUCCUGCUCAACAUACAUGAUCAAGGGAGAGGAAUCUAUGGUUGUGGUAAACCGAAAAUAGAGGGCGUUGAAACAUAUGGAGUGUUACAAUGGGUGGUAUCUUUGCUAAAUCAAAAUAGUGCUGUAAUUGGCGGUCAAGAUGUUACAGAAACAUUUAUUCCUGGUAUUAAAGUAGGAUUGAAGAUUUAUGACCCCUGUGGCCACCAGGGGACAGCAAUAAAGCAGCUAACUGACUGGUUUCCUGAGUUACUGUACCGAUCCAAAUCUUGUUCAACAGUGUCAAAUUCUUCAGAACUAAUUAUUGGUCUUCUCGAUAUGUCAGGAACAACAAAACAGCCUUACGUAAUUGAAUCACUUCGUGAUUAUGUUAUUCCCAGUAUUUCCACAGAGUUUAGUACAGCGGUUCCACCAGAUCACCUAGCUAUGACUAUAGCGGAAGUUGCUCACGACAUGGAAUGGCAGGAGGUGGCCGUCUUUCACGCAGAUGACGAACACAGCGUUGAAGUGACCAGAACACUCGGGAACAUAGCAACAGGUGGAAAAUUGUGCAUUAUUAAAUCGGAAGUCAUCUCAUCAGAACAAAACGGAAAGAGAUUUGAAACAAGAGCAUAUCAUAAAUUACUUAAUAUAAUUUCUACAAUAUUGAAAGAUAACACACCUAUUAUCAUUAUUGGCCAAGGAGAAGUUGUUCGCCAUCUUGUUAAGGCGAUGGGUGAUGUCCCCCAGACAGUCUCUCGUUUUCAGUGGCUAUUUUCAUGGGUCCCUGACACCGUUUCUCUUGCUAGACUCCAGAAUACAUUGAACCUAAAGAAUGUCUUCUCUCUAGCCCCAUAUCCGGAAGCUAUUCCACAACUGGAGCAAUACUGGACGAAACUUCAGGAUUUAACAAUCACAAAGAGACAGCAUGACCGCUGGCUUCUAGAGUACUUUAUGAACAUAAAAAAAUGUAGAGUUCCAGAUCUUGUUGAUUCAGCCCAUAAACAUUUACCACUUUGUUCAAACCUUGUUUUUAUUGAGUCUCCAGGACAAGUGUUGUCGAGAACAGCUCAUGCUAUUCCAAGUGUUCACGCGCUGUUUACCUAUGCGUAUGCACUUCGGAAGGCCUGGGAAAUCAAGUGUCUAGGCAAGAGUGGUGUUUGUUCAGCACUUCGCCUGAUGUCGCACCAAGAAUUUGUCUUGCAGUAUCUAGAACCUUUAGAAUUUAUUCACAGUACUAAGAAUAGAAGUCCACCAGAAAUAAGUGGUCGGAAAUCAUAUGGCAGCAGACCAGGAGAAAUUGAUUAUCUUCAUUUAGGCUUAACUGUAUAUACAUAUGAUUCAACUGUGGGAGUUAAACCACAACAGUUGGUGUUCUACGACAGCGUUCAAGCCCAUGUGAUCGACAAAGAUUUCAAAUAUCUCCCCUCUAAGUGCCCAGAGAGUGGGUGCAGCCAUUGUAUCACGGUACGCCAAGGCCGACUGGAAAAUUCUGAAAGGGAAUCUCGUGAGUUUUUCAUGAUUGGGCAAAAGGCAGAUGUAUUGAUUCCAAUACUUCUACCAAUUCACAAAUCAGGAUCUACGCCGCUAGAGUGCAACACCUCCAUUAACCCUGACGCUAUACAAGACUUAGAAGCAGCAUUGUGGAUACUGGAUAAAAUUAAUAGUGAUCCCAAAAUUGUACCAGGUAUCAGAUUAGGAACAGUUGUUAUCGACACGUGCGGGUCUUUUUUGAAAGUUACCCAACACUUAUCCACUUUUCUUGGCGCUCAGGCGGAGAGUUCGGAGACGAUUGAUGUCAAAUCCAUUUUAGCUGUUAUCUCAGCCACGUCUGCUGAAGAAUCAAGAACCAUAGAAGAUAUACUAACUCCUCUGAACAUCACAAGUGUGAGUACAGGUGACCGCUUGGCUGACAAUAAAAGGAGUCCCUACAGCUUCCAGAUUGCUGUCCCCGCUACCGUCAGAGCCAAAGCGACGGUUGAGGUCCUGAAACACUUGGGUUGGUCAUUCAUUUCUGUAGUUCAUAGUAAAGACCAAGAAAGUGUUCAAGGUUUUCAAGUAUUCAGAACAGAAGCUAAAAAAAACUUAAUUUGUAUUGCUAAUCAACUAUCGCCAGAGGAUGUAGGUGAUUCUGAAGAUGAAGUACAAAAAUUUAAUAAAACAAUUAGGAAAUUGCUUGAGGCUAGAGCCAAUGGUGCAAACGUCGUCGCUCUUUGGCUCAAUAAACGUGAUUAUCAGCUCUUCUUUUCAGCCAUUCAAAAAGCAAUCACAGAAGAAAUGAUCAAACGAAACCACUUUAUCUGGCUAAAAAAUGGCAUCUGGGGAGAAGAUAUGGAUAUUUUACAGAAUUAUGGAAACAAAGUUGUUGGAACUCUUGUUUUUAAACAGGGCCAGAAAGAUCACAUUCAGGAAUUCCUGACAUAUUUUCGGCGCCUUAAACCAGAAAACAAUAAGAGAAAUCCUUGGUUCCAGGAAUACUGGAAACAGCAAGUUGGGUGUGAGAGUAAAAAAUGCAAUAGUUCUUUGCAGUUUACUCCAAAUCCGAAAACUAUUGCUACUAUGCAAGCAAUAGUGGCUGUUGCAGCAGGUUUUUCUCGCUUGCACUAUGAAGUUUGCCAAACCGAAAGAGGGCUCUGCCCUCGCUUGUUACAGCAAACGUCGCUACGUCACUUCCUGAACGAGUACAUCAGGUACACCGCAUCCGCGAGACCAGAUGAGAAGGAAAAAAUGUUUAUGUUUACGAAAGAUGGAGUUGGAGAUAUUCCAGUGGAAAUUUUCAACCUCAGGAAAGGGGUUGGAAAUAUUUUAGCUUACAAGAAGGUUGGAGAAUUUCACGAUAGGUUGAGCAGUCUCGACACUAUGGUAACAUAUGGAAGUCAUGGUGAAGAAGUACUUUUCGAAAACAUUACAUCGGAAUGUAGAUUAAAAUGUAGUCACUGCGAGAAUCUAAACCAUAAUUAUCUGGUAGAAAAUUCUGCGAAUGAUUUAUAUUUGGGUGCGACCUUUGGUGUUCACAAGUCAUCCAAGAACCCUUUGGUAUGUGGAAAACUGAAUCCGUCCACUGGGCUUCAGCACGUGGAAGCAUUCUUAUGGGCACUGGACCAAGUAAACAACGACCACCGACUUUUACCUGGAGUCACUUUGGGAGCUGUGGUAUUUGACACGUGUAGUAGUAGAGAAAAAGCAUCACAAGAGAUUUUCAACUUUUUGAGUCAGUCAUUGAUAGGUCCUGAACCUACUGGCCAAUCAACGAUAUUUUCUGAGCCUGCUAAUCAACCACUUUUAAGUCCCGAGCCUGCCAAUGCUGGUGCUAGUUCCAAACUUCCAUUUGUAAAGCAUAUUUUGGGGUUCGUUGUAGGUCAACAGUAUGAAAUCGUCAAACCAGUUGUAGACCUUACCGUUGCCCAGAAACUGACCACGUUGGCUCCAGAGGUUAUCUCCACAGAAUUCAACAACUUGAACUGGUAUGAUUACCUCUUAAGACUUUCACUGCCAGCUAACCUGAUAGCUAACGCGAUAGUUAGUAUUAUGCAAGUAUUUCGCUGGAACUAUAUUUCUGUAGUAUAUUCUAGCGAAGUUCGUCAGCAAACAGACAUUUUCCAUAACUUGAAGAUCGAAGCUGAAGAACAGCAUAUUCAACUGGCCUUGACUGAGAAAGCUCCAAGUAGUAAAACGAGCUGGACAGUGACCCUUCGAAGGCUGAAAGCUAAAAAAGAAGAAGGAGCCAGAGUUGUUGUUCUGCUAUUGAGUGAUGAUCAUCUGAAUCAACUUCUCCAAGCCCUCCAAAAUUCUAGAAAGGAAAAAUCUGGCCAAGAUGGACACUUUGUGUGGGUCUCUUAUGGUAACAUAGAAGGUUUUCAACAUUCUCCCCGACUCUCGCUUGCUGCCAUCUGUGUCCGACCAGUAUUUCAUAACAUUCCUGCUUUCCAAGAAUAUUUCCAAAGACUUGAUAUUCGAAAAAAUUCCAGGAAGCCCUGGUUUCGAGAAUAUUGGGAACAGAUAUUCAGAUGCCGGGGAGCAGCCUGUUAUAAUAGAUUCCAGAGUAACCUCCAAGACUUUCCAUUCAGCCAAGACCCUGGUGUAUUCAAUGUAGUUGCUAGCGUCUUUGCUCUCGCCCAUGGUCUGGAAGAGACAAGAACCAGUCUUUGUCCUGGCGUGUCUAGAGGAUUCUGUCCGGAUUUCAAAGAAAGUCCUGAUUUGAGAGAAAUAAUAUUCAAUUCAACAAAGCUCGCACGACUCGACGGACUUAAAGGAAGAAUCGAAUUAUUUACACAGAAUAACUAUGGAACUGGAGGCUUAGACAUUUUAAACUUUCGUCAAGUAGGACUCAGCGACUACGCUUUCGUGAAAAUUGGAACUUACACGGAAAAGAAGAUUAACAUAAGCCAAGUUCGUAGCUACGACAGCAAUGGCCGAGCUAACAGUCUUAAUGAUGUCAUCUCCACCUGCCUGAAGAACGACAUCUGUGGUGAGAGAAUUGUUUUUCGUCUUCCACAGGAAAUGAAAAUGAUUUCAGACAACUCAAGCUAUGUCAUCACAUCUUUGAUGUCAAUACACCAACCAGGAGAAACGUUCUUUUCGUGUGGAUCACUAAAUCUAAAAAAUUUUCAGAAUCUUGCAGCGCUUACUUUUGCUUUAGAGGAAGUGAACAAAAAUGUAGGGUUAAACACGGGCAAAGUACUCGGGGCGUUAGUACUAGAUGACUGUGGUAGCACCCAGAGGGCCCAGGAAAAACUGUUUCGCUAUUUUGAAGAUGAACGUGAGAACAUGUUAAGGACAUCGGGUCCAAAGACCCAGACUGUCAUCACUGCUCUAACUUUCGACCAUCAGGUUGCGCUAGAAGUUUUGCCAAUUUUGCAGGCUAGUGGGAUCCCUCAAGUUAGCAUGUCCCCCGUGUUGUCAACUGUUACCGAAGAGUCGAUUCUUGCUAUUCCAGCCUAUCUCCACUUGCAAAUAUCAGCUGUAGUAGCGCUUUUGCAAAAAUAUCAUUGGACAUAUGUGAAUGUCAUAAUAACCAAUGACGAAUUCGGAAAAGAAGCACUUUUCAAAUUUUCGAAAAUAGCAAAAAGAAAUGGAAUUUGCGUCGCUCAGCUUGUCAACGUUGACGUUGGUUUCAAUGUUAAACAGAUAACAGCGGAGUUAUCUACAUUUUUCUCGGAUCCAAAUGUUAAUGUCAUAGUACUUUUAACCAAUGAAACCACAGCAAGAAAGAUUAUUUGGCAAGCUGCUGAAGAAGCUAAUAUUCUUGACCGAUAUGUUUGGAUUGCUACUGAGAGCUGGAAAGCUGACCAUCAUUUGGCGAGAACUUUAAAGAACACCACAGUAAACGCUUUCGUAGUAAGAUUGGAAAAUCAUAAUAUCCCCGAAUUUCGAGAAUUCUUCACUAACAUGACGCUAAGCAGACACGAGCCCUUCCCUGACGCUUGGUUUGAAGAGUUCUGGCAACACCAUUUUCGGUGUCAACUAAUUAGCAGCCUGGUUGCCCAACAUCAGUACCCGGAUGUUUGCAGCGGACAAGAAUUUUUUAUUGAAGAAAACUUUCAACAAGCGGACCAGGUUUACUUCACCAUCACAGCUGUUAGAUCGAUAGCUCGAGCAUUACGAUCGCAGUUGGCCAAACGCUGCCAACCAUUUUCAAACAUGACAGACUGUGAGGGCAUAGCAGGUAUGUUAUUGGCUCAAGAAAUCAGGAAAGUACUAAAAAACCAAGAAACCCAAUGUGAAGAUUCUAGAUGUGGUUCUAUCUUUGGAUACCAAAUACUUGCAUUGCACAGCCAUUCUGAAGGACAGUAUUCUUAUAGAGUGGUGGGAUUAUGGAAGAACCACAAGCUUGACCUCAACGAGAAAGAUGUGACCUUUUCCUAUGGUGAGGUUCCAACAUCUGCGUGCUUCGAGAACUGUGAAAAGUGUGCUAAUGACCAAGAUCUUUACAAUUAUCGACUGGUGUAUAGACCCGCACUGUACACGAAUUUCAAGACCGUUUGGGGAAUCAUUGUCACUGCUUUGUCUCUUCUUGGAAUCAGCUUAGUGGUUAUUUGCACUCUCUACUUCCUGAUGGUGUUUCCAGCUGCCACCGGAACUACCGUGCUUGGUUUUCUUAUAUUGUUUGGUCUUCUGGUUCUGUACGGGCUAAACUUUGCCUUUAUUCUAACUCCAAACAUCUAUACAUGUGGAGUGCGCAGAUUCUUAAUGGGUCUGGCCUACGCCAUUAUCAUUUCGGGGAUGUUGGUAAAGGUAAUGAAUGCAUGGAGGUUUAUGGGUUAUAAGAAUAAUCGGGUUCUGAAAGAUUAUUCUCGCCUUACCAGUCCAACUGGUCUGCUGCUGAUGGUUGUGGGUCUCGUCGCCAUCCAGGUCGUACUGAGCACGGCUUGGUUAAUGUUGCGUCCUCCAGAAGUUGGUGUAUACAGUCAGGUGUGGAGGUGUUCUCCUCCUUCAACAUUUGAAGAUGAGCUGGUCAUCUCCUUAGUAUAUGUAAUGCUUCUCUUGGCCUUGUCCAUCCUCUUUUCUCUGUUGUCUUGGAAGUGUGGUGAUGGAAACAAAGAACCCCGUUGGAUACUUCUCAUUUGUAUCUUGAAGGCAGUAGUCUGGAUAGUUUGGACUGUUCUUGCCACCCAGUUAUAUCCACUGUAUCGUGAUGUUACGAUAGUAGUGGCCAAUUUAGUAUGUGCUACCAUUGUUAUGUUGUGUCUAUACCUUCGUAAAGUUUAUCUGUACAGCAAGCUCACGCGCAGAGCGCGUGAGAAAGGUGUGGGAGCACAGCUACAACUACGCACUAAGCCUCGUUCUAAAUAUGGAGCUCUGCAGAAAGAAGGGAUAUCACUCUCUUUUUACGGUUCAAUGGCGUCUCUGCAUAAAAUUAUGUACGGUGUUGGUCCCUUUUCACGUCGAUCUUUUGGAAAUGCACCGUCAGAUGGCGAAAGCUCCAACUCUACUCAAGUUCAGGGAACAGAUCUGUAUCCGAUGGAGAUGUAUGAUGGUGGUAGCCAGUUCCAACCGGGUAGUGGUGUCCUUACUGAAAAAGAAAUGCUGGCGUUGGAGGACAAUAUGACCAUAACGCAGCAUCAACAAACAUUACUGACCAACACGGUGCUUUAAACUCUAGCUACAACGUUAUGAUGACUUCUACGUGAACACCACCGCCAUUUUCAGCUUCUGAAAACACUACAAUUGUGUUCUUUUGUGGCCCAAUUUUUGGUAAUUUAUAUGAAAUACCGCUCUGAACGAGACUCUACGAGACUGAUAAAGAUUAUCUCGAUAAUACUGCAUGAGAAAACUUUUACUUCUAUUUUAUUAUACAGUUUUAUCUAAAUAUACAUAAUAUAGUAAUGUCUAAUUUAAUAAUAUUGUACGGUUCUUCAUUAAAAAGUAAGCGCAUUCCGCAUACGUCUUAUGUGAAAAGUAUUUUCAAAAUAAGAGAAAUAAACAUAAAUUGUAAAUUAAAAAAAAUAACCAAUACAUAUAAAAAAGACAGAACAAUAAAAUGAGUUUUGUUUCUAUAGUAAUGGUAACUUCUUCACUGCGGAACAGUGUUUAUGU